Brassica rapa (field mustard) is the source of this 988-nucleotide messenger RNA. RefSeq lists its product as uncharacterized. The record is from RefSeq and is a predicted model, not a curated record. NCBI's taxonomy places the organism in Eukaryota, Viridiplantae, Streptophyta, Magnoliopsida, Brassicales, Brassicaceae.
UUUUUUUAUUUUGUUAAAUGACAAGAAUAGCCUUACUGCCAGAGAAUCCGUAUAACGGCUGGAGAGGGAUGAAUCAUAACUUCUCCCAUCUUUGACAAACGCAAUAAUUUUCAAAGCCAAAGGAAAAGGGAAAACGUAAAGGGGGCAGAGGAAGGAGCCCCUCUUCUUCUUCUUCUUCUUCUUCUUCUUCUUCUUCUUCUUCUUCGUGAAGAAGCUGUUUCAGCCUCAUAAAAAAAAAGGAAACGACCUUUGUUAAAAUCUUAUCAUCAUCAGGAUCAUCAAAAUUCUCGAGCUUCCAGAUCUAUCCGGAGCUAAUCCUUGGUUUAAUAAAUCGUUUUUUUACUUUAAUCGAUGGGUGGCUGCGUGGCUUGCUACAGAGAACCCAGAUCAACUGAAACUCCUCUAAAGGAUCCACCUUUCAAUCCCAUAGCUCAAACGGUUAAGAAGCCGAGCGUCUCUGAAGAUCUCUGGUCAACGAGCACUGUUGAUAUGGACAACAUCACCUUCCCUUCCCAGGGAGGAAGCAUAUCAUCAUCAAACCAGACUUUUGAUUCUCAAUCCGCUGCCAGAAACUCAAAUCCACCUCAUGAGUUUGUAAACCAAGGGAUUCUUCUAUGGAAUCAGACAAGGGAGCGUUGGGUGGGGAAGGAAAGAGCUAGUAAUCGCAAUCGUGGAUCCAAGAUAAAUUGGAACACAGCAUCGUAUGAUAGCUUGCUGGGGAGCAACAAGCUAUUUCCCCAACCUAUUCCUCUCAGUGAAAUGGUGGAUUUUCUAGUGGAGGUUUGGGAACAAGAUGGUCUAUAUGACUGAUGAACAAGACACUUACAUACAAAUUGGUUCGGACAUUUCCGAUUUUUGUUUGGUUUGAUUUCUGAAUCCCUUGUUGGGAAUUGAAAACUGGAGAAUGUGGCUCAUACGUUUUCACCUUUAAAUGAAAAAAAUAUAUAUAUAUAUUGUACCUUCUUUGAAGUAAAAAAAGUUUAAGACU